This is a messenger RNA of Purpureocillium lilacinum, 1368 nucleotides long. RefSeq lists its product as uncharacterized. The record is from RefSeq and is a predicted model, not a curated record. Lineage: Eukaryota; Fungi; Ascomycota; Sordariomycetes; Hypocreales; Ophiocordycipitaceae.
AUGUCGCCCGGGUCGAAGCCCUUUAUCGCCGUAGAAGAGGGGCACGGGAAUGGCCAUCCCUUGUCCGACUUUCACGACCCGGCCUCUCCCACUCUGGACGAGGUCCUCCGCAAAUACAAGAGAGCUGCCUGUUCAGGCGUGCAGUGCCCCCACCCCGCCAACGCCUGGUUCCGAGAUCCGCGCCCGGAAACCGGACGCGGGCAACGUAAAUCCAACACCAGGGUACUGCGCGAGCUGGUCACGGAGCUGGCGCCGGAUGCGCCCGAAGUAUGGUCCGUCGUGGAGAGGUUCCAGUCCAACGAUGACCUCGACUUGCUGAAAGAGGAAAACGAGGCAUCCCUGUUCCCCCAGUUUCAGCGGCUGCCCGCCGAGCUGCAGGAAUGGAUCUGGCGCGCGGCCAUCCCCCGCCGCUGGGUUCACUUCGCGCAGCCCCAGUUCCCGGUUGCGAGAUAUCCGCCGCUUCCUGUGCCGCAGGUCGCAUCCGUAUGUCGUGCGGCGCGACAUGUCGUUCUUUCUGGGGGUGCAAAUGUGGUGUUCCGGCAACACAACACGGCUGGCUGGUCUGACGACAUCGAGAGACCGCCAGACGCCUCGACUACGAGGUAUGAACAGCACAUACCCGCGGGCUUUCUCAAUGAGCAGGAUCUGCUGUACAUUACGCAAGAGCCGUAUCUUGGACAUGUCCUGGGCGAAAAUGAGCUGGCCGCGCAGAUGGAUGGCGACGUCUCAGUAACGACGUGGAGCGCAGAGAAGGUGCUGGGCGUCGUUCAAGACGCUGCAUCGCUCGCCGUCUUCUGGCAGGAUCCAUGCUUCUACUUUCUCGGGCAAAACAGCCCCGAUGAUCGUUCAGGCCAAAAGCAGAUUGCCAGGUGGUCGUUCCUCAAAGGAUGCGCAGCACUUCAGACGCUCUUCGUCAAUUUCCGCGACCAGCCCGUGACGCUGCAACUUCCGCUCAUAGGACCGACUUGUACGACACCGCAGGAGCGCCGCUGGAACAGCGCCCUCAACCUUGUGAAACUGUACGACGAUGACCGCCUCGCGCAGCUGACGCGCCUCGAGACCAGUCCGACGCGCACCUCCAUGCCGCGAUACCGCUACGAUGCCGGCAAGACGCCAGGCGGCCAGGGCAAGCACCCGGGCAGGUGCCUGAACUGUGAGCGCGUGCAGUGGGAACUGCACCACAAGCACGUCGUCGAGCGCUUUUGGCUGCAGCUCUGGGCAGACGAGCUGUGCGAGGCGGAGAGGGCUGCCGUAUUUCCCUCGCGCAAGACGUACGAUGCCAGUCACCCGUGGGCACGGAGCAAGAUGAAGCGGGCACCAGAGUUUGUGCCCGUCGUCGCGAUUAGGAUCGAGAUGCAAACUGAAUAG